GGACAUCAAUAACAGCAGGAAGGAAGACGAGUGAGGGCAAAACAAGUGUUUUAUGUUUUUUUUAAAUUGACAAAUUGAUUCAAAGGUUCAAAGCGUUAAAUAAGUUUAUCACUCCGUUCAAAAUGAGUGACGCAGUUUUCUCUUACGAGAGUUUGGUUCACGCUCUUUCAGGAGCCAUGGGAAGUGUGACUGCCAUGACAGUGUUCUUCCCUCUUGAUACUGCAAGACUAAGGCUUCAAGUGGAUGAAAACAGGAAGGCCAAAUCAAGUCACGCCAUUCUGGCAGAAAUUAUCAAAGAAGAAGGACUAUUAGCCCCGUACAGAGGCUGGUUCCCUGUCAUCUGCAGCCUGUGCUGCUCCAACUUUGUCUACUUCUACUGCUUCCACAGCCUGAAGGCCGUGUCGCUUAAAGGAAAACAGUCAGCGCCCAGCACUGACUUACUCAUAGGGAUCGCUGCAGGUGUUAUAAAUGUACUCGUUACCACUCCUCUGUGGGUCGUCAACACCAGGCUGAAGCUUCAGGGUUCCAAGUUUCGCAACGCAGACAUACGGCCCACCAACUACUCUGGCAUUCUGGAUGCUUUCGUGCAGAUCAUCCGUGAUGAGGGUGUGGGAGCCCUGUGGAACGGGACCUUCCCAUCCCUGCUGCUGGUGCUGAACCCUGGCAUACAGUUCAUGAUUUAUGAAAGCCUGAAGAGGCAUCUGAGGAGAGGAGUUCCCAGGGAGCUGUCAUCCAUAGAGGUCUUCAUCAUCGGGGCGGUUGCCAAAGCUAUUGCUACCACGGUUACGUACCCACUGCAGACUAUACAGUCCAUUCUCAGGUUUGGUCAGUUCAACGAGUCAACAGACAACUCCAGACUACUGACCAGUCUGAGGACUAUCAAGUGUCUGUUGGUCAACAGAGUGAGGAAGUCUGGUAUGUUGGGUCUGUUUAAAGGCCUGGAAGCCAAGCUGCUGCAGACGGUGCUGACUGCGGCUCUCAUGUUCCUUCUCUAUGAGAAGAUCGCCAGCUGCACCUUCAGAGUCAUGGGAAUGAGCCCCCACCAUUACAAGAAACAAUAGCUGGAAAGAAGAAUCACAAACAAGGACACUUGUACUGACUGACUGUAUCAACCACUGCUGACAGACUUCCCCUCCCUGGAAAUCUGUCCUUUCUGCCAUAAAUACUCUAACCAAUAAAAUAUUUCACAAAUUUUAA
Molecule: messenger RNA, 1197 nt
Organism: Labrus mixtus (cuckoo wrasse)
Lineage: Eukaryota; Metazoa; Chordata; Actinopteri; Labriformes; Labridae
Gene: slc25a17
Product: solute carrier family 25 member 17
Exons: 9
Coding region: 123-1061 (312 amino acids)
Biological process (GO): transmembrane transport
Cellular component (GO): peroxisomal membrane
Molecular function (GO): FAD transmembrane transporter activity; AMP transmembrane transporter activity; ATP transmembrane transporter activity
Source: RefSeq, a predicted model, not a curated record